CCGCGCUGUAUGCGCCCUCGCUAGCUCGCCUUUCAUCCGCAUUGUCUAGUCAGCAAGCCUACUGGAGAGGAUACAUAACCGUAGAUGUCGGGAUAUUGGGGCCCCGCGACUUCCACUAUCGACUGGUGUGAGCAAAACUACCAGUUUUCUCACUACCUCGCUGAGCUCGCGAACUCGCUGAGCAAUGGGGUCACCGUACUCUUCGCCGCAUGGGGCGCGCACAAGGUGCGCCAGAAUGGCCUGCCGUUGCGCUACGCCCUGCAGUUCGUUUUCCUCGCAAUCGUGGGUAUUGGUUCGUUCGCGUUCCACGCGACUCUGCUCUAUGAGGCGCAGCUGGCCGACGAAUUGCCGAUGCUCCUGUCUUCGAGCUAUAGCAUCUUCCUUCUCCUUGAUACUGGAAAGGGCUUUGCGAACAUUCACAGCUGGCUGGCCAUCGCCAUCGCUGUCAUCAACGUUGCGUUCACGGCGUCCUACCUAGUUUAUCGGAGUCCGCCCUACUUCCAAUCGGUGUUCGCGUUUACAAUGUUGUUCAUCGGAUUCCGCUGUACCCAGCUGCUGCGGCACUCUGCUCCGUCCGUCAUCCCACCACAGACGAAGCAGCGCAUCUUGUCGAUCUUCUGGACCGGCGGUCUCCUGUUCAUAUUCGCGUUUGGAAUCUGGAACAUCGAUAACGAAUUCUGUGCAAGAAUCACCGUCUGGAAGCAUGCAUUGGGUUGGCCCAACGCGUUCCUGCUCGAAGGGCAUGCGUGGUGGCAUGCGCUCACGGCGGCAGGAACGUAUCUCAUGAUGGAAGGCGUGACCUAUACGAUGCUUUGCGUCAAGGACGACCAUAACCGCUACGGGCUAGACUACACUUUGGGUGUCCCCCACGUUGUUCGUAUCCCCGCACGGAAAUCUGAUUGAGUUGCCUCUCGACUGCGAGAAAUCGAUUUCACAAUUAUUGCCUCGUUUCCGAUCAAGGAAGAUUAUGUCUUGUAUUAGGUUUUCUUACAACCGAUAUCCUCGCACCCUCAUGUACACCCUUACUC
Punctularia strigosozonata HHB-11173 SS5 is the source of this 1028-nucleotide messenger RNA. RefSeq names its product alkaline phytoceramidase. Gene Ontology annotation, biological process: ceramide biosynthetic process; ceramide catabolic process. The coding region runs from base 85 to 903 and encodes 272 amino acids. The record is from RefSeq and is a predicted model, not a curated record. The transcript is spliced from 6 exons. Gene Ontology annotation, cellular component: endoplasmic reticulum membrane. NCBI's taxonomy places the organism in Eukaryota, Fungi, Basidiomycota, Agaricomycetes, Corticiales, Punctulariaceae.